Molecule: messenger RNA, 935 nt
Organism: Trichobilharzia szidati
Lineage: Eukaryota; Metazoa; Platyhelminthes; Trematoda; Strigeidida; Schistosomatidae
Source: the annotation of a GenBank genome assembly
UGGCAAUCACAGCGCCACUGAUUUGAAGUUUCUGGUGGGGAUGAGAGAGAGCAUCUAUAAUCUAAUAUCUUUCGAACAACCCCCAAAAUCUGCACAACCAAGAUACAAAUCAUGUAGUCAAAGAGACGUCAUUUCCUUGUUCAAUGUAAAGAAGUAUCCCACUAGAACAAUGGGUGUUCCAAAAGUUCCUCCACCAGAUCCAGAGCAUUACCUAAAGAUGAGACAUUCAGCUUCCGAUGUGUGCCAAAAGCAAAAUUCAGAUGCAUUACCGGAGAAAAAAAGCUUCUACGACUGCUGUCUUCAAAAUAAAAAGGAACCUUUGCCAGCAGUGAAGCCUACAGAAGUAAAUUCGUUUUCUUGCAAGGACUUUAUAAAAUGUAAUAUGAAAAAUGUCGACAACGCCGUACCACCAAAGCCAAGAGCAUUUUUAGUUGAUACAAGAACAGGACACAAGUUUGAUGUAAAGUAUUCUGGCCUCCAACCAUUUUACGUGAAGCGUAAGAAUUAUGGUGAACUACCUAAAUAUCUUACUGAACGUGAGAAGGCUGCUUCUGAAGCCCAGAAAGACUAUGAGGAGUAUUUGAGACAGCUAAAAGAGAAAAAUUCUUUGCAGAAAAUCUCAGCAGAUGAGAAACAAGCUUUACUGGACCGCUUGAAAAGUAAAUGGCAACAAAGGUACAAGCAAUACCAAUCCUUAUCUGUCAUGAUUGACACUCCACCAAAAAUGCACCAUAAGCUGUGGUUAGAAAAGGAGAUGGAAGAUAUAGAAAAGGACAUAAAGCUCCUGGAGGGAUACGACUAUAUUUAUGUUGCUAAGCGAGGAAUCAACUAAGUUUUUUGGUGUAUCUGAACAAAAAAAAUAAUAUCUAAAGAAUCUGUGCAUAAAAACAUAGAAGUUUAUAUGAAAUUGUAUCCUUGAUAUAUAUAUAUAUAUA